AUGGCGGACAUGGAGUAUCUGUUUGGGAGCGACGCCGAAAGCGAAGCUGAACGUAAAGAUUCUGACUCUGGAUCUGACUCAGAUUCGGAUCAAGAGAAUGCUGCAUCUGGUAGUAAUGCCUCUGGAAGUGAAAGUGACCAAGAUGAGAGAGGCAACUCAGGAAAACCAAGUAAUAAAGAACUGUUUGGGGAUGACAGUGAGGAUGAAGGAGCUUCUCAUCACAGUGGGAGUGAUAAUCACUCUGAAAGAUCAGACAAUAGAUCAGAAGCUUCUGAACAUUCUGAUCGAGAAGACAAUGAUGCCUCAGAUGUAGAUCAGCACAGUGGGUCAGAAGCCCAGAAUGAUGAUGAAGAUGAAGGUCAUAGGUCAGAUGAAGGGAGCCAUCACUCAGAAGCAGAAGGUUCUGAAAAAGCUCAGUCAGACGAUGAAAAAUGGGGCAGAGAAGAUAAAAGUGACCAGUCAGAUGAAGAAAAGAUGCAAAAUUCUGAUGACGAGGACAGGGCACAAGGGUCUGAUGAAGAUAAGCUGCAGAAUUCAGAUGAGGAGGAGGAGAAAAUGCAGAACACGGACGAUGAGGAGCAGCCUCAACUUUCAGAUGAUGAGAGACAGCAGCUCUCUGAGGAGGAGAAGGCUAAUUCUGAUGAUGAGCAGCCGGUGGCUUCUGAUAAUGAUGAGGAGAAACAGAAUUCUGACGAUGAAGAACGGCCGCAGCUAUCUGAUGAGGAGAAAAUGCAAAAUUCUGAUGAUGAAAGGCCUCAGGCCUCAGAUGAAGAACGCAGACAUUCAGAUGAUGAAGAGGAACAGGACCAUAAAUCAGACUCUGCAAGAGGCAGUGAUAGUGAAGAUGAAAUUUUACGAAUGAAACGCAAGAAUGCAGUUGGUUCUGAUUCAGAAGCGGGGAGUGACGCUGAGAUGCCGAAAGACAAUAAUGAAGCCAUGGAUCUAUUUGGAGGUGCAGAUGAUAUAUCCUCAGGGAGUGAUGGAGAAGAUAAACCACCCACCCCAGGAGAGCCUGUUGAUGAAAAUGGAUUGCCUCAGGAUCAACAGGAGGAAGAGCCAAUUCCUGAGACCAGAAUAGAAGUAGAAAUACCCAAAGUAAACACUGAUUUAGGAAAUGACUUGUACUUUGUUAAACUGCCCAACUUUCUCAGUGUAGAGCCCAGACCUUUUGAUCCUCAAUAUUAUGAAGAUGAAUUUGAAGAUGAAGAAAUGUUGGAUGAAGAGGGUAGAACCAGGUUAAAAUUAAAGGUACCGUCCCAUGCGUUACGCAUGUCACUGCACUUGGGCAACGAAGUGUUUGAUGUUUACAAAGCGCCGCUGCACGGUGACCACAACCAUCUAUUCAUACGCCAGGGUACUGGUCUACAAGGACAGGCCGUCUUCAAAACCAAGCUCACCUUCAGACCUCACUCCACAGACAGUGCCACACACAGAAAGAUGACGCUGUCACUUGCUGAUAGAUGUUCAAAAACACAGAAGAUUAGAGUCUUGUCAGUGGUUGGUCGUGAUCCUGAAUGUCAACGCACAGAAAUGAUCAAGAAAGAAGAGGAACGUUUGAGGGCUUCUAUUCGUCGGGAAUCUCGGCAGCGCCGCAUGCGAGAGAAGCAGCACCAGCGGGGGCUGAGUGCCAGUUACCUGGAACCUGACAGGUAUGAUGAGGAGGAGGAAGGCGAGGAGUCCAUCAGCUUGGCCGCCAUUAAAAACCGAUACAAAGGAGGCAUUCGAGAGGAACGAGCCAGAAUCUAUUCUUCAGACAGCGAUGAAGGAUCAGAAGAAGAGAAGGCUCAAAGACUACUCAAAGCAAAGAAACUCUACAGUGAUGAGGGAUUUCUUUUUUCUCGAAAGAGAAGAGCAGAAGAUGAUGAUAAAGCAAAUAAAAAGCAUAAGAAGUAUGUAAUCAGUGAUGAUGAAGAAGAAGAAGAAGAUGAUUGA
Messenger RNA from Elephantulus edwardii (Cape elephant shrew), 1932 nucleotides. RefSeq names its product Leo1, Paf1/RNA polymerase II complex component, homolog (S. cerevisiae) (gene LEO1). Gene Ontology annotation, cellular component: nucleus; Cdc73/Paf1 complex. Gene Ontology annotation, biological process: transcription elongation by RNA polymerase II; positive regulation of transcription elongation by RNA polymerase II. The record is from RefSeq and is a predicted model, not a curated record. The coding region runs from base 1 to 1932 and encodes 643 amino acids. The transcript has 11 exons. Gene Ontology annotation, molecular function: RNA polymerase II C-terminal domain phosphoserine binding. Lineage: Eukaryota; Metazoa; Chordata; Mammalia; Macroscelidea; Macroscelididae.